Lichtheimia ornata is the source of this 1986-nucleotide messenger RNA. RefSeq lists its product as uncharacterized. The coding region runs from base 1 to 1986 and encodes 661 amino acids. The record is from RefSeq and is a predicted model, not a curated record. Gene Ontology annotation, cellular component: nucleus. NCBI's taxonomy places the organism in Eukaryota, Fungi, Mucoromycota, Mucoromycetes, Mucorales, Lichtheimiaceae. The transcript has 4 exons.
AUGUCACAAACACCGCAGCAGCAACAGCAGCAGCAGCAACAACAACAACAACCGCAAGAUCCAUCCUCAUCGUCGUCAUCAUCGUCAUCAGGAUUUCAACAAUGGAUCGAACAAGAACCAUCCAAUCGAUUUGUACCACCACGAAUACUUGAAUUCACUCCACAAUCUGGCAUGGAAACCGAUACCCUACGCAUUACGCUUGCAUUGGCUGAUCUUCAAUUAAUGCCAAUGCUUCGUAUCGCCGUGGGGUCUUGUAUCUCUCCUACGCGUCAAACACUCGUCAAUGCAGCUGCUAAUUAUGUACAACUAUUGGCAUCCGUUCCUAAUUGGCAAAUGACACGUGCACCCGAUCGUUCAAGAACACCUAUUUAUGUCGUCGUUUGCAAUCAGCAGCACCAAGUCAUUGAUAAUUGGUUCAUUGCCUAUUUCACAUAUGAUUAUUCAAGGAAACGAUCCUCAGCUGAAUAUGAAGCAGCAUUUGCAUCUUCAUCCACAUCAGGAGGAGGACCUGCUGGUGCACCAAAAAGAACCAGGCGUGCUGAAUCGAUUUCUUUACAACCAGACCCAACAGCUACUUACAUGAUGCCUCCAACAGCGGGUUAUGGUGGUUAUCCAGGUUAUUACGGGUUGCCAUCAUCACCUUAUAUGGGUCAAUAUGCUCAAACACAAGCUCAACCUUCUACUGGAGGCCAACCCACAAUGGCGCAACGAUCACCACGUGGAUACUAUGAAGGUACAACGGUGACGCCAGCACAAAUGAUGGGAUAUCCAUAUCGUACAUCAUCAUUGUCGGGUGAAACAGGAUUGGGAUAUCCUACAGAACCAAGCAUGUUAUCACCUACCGAUGAUGCUACAGCAGCAGCGGCAGCGGCAGCGGCAGCAGGUAUCUCUAUGGGACAAAUGCCACCACAACAGCAGGCAGGUGGUGCGAUGAUGCCUGGUUCACAUCAUCCUCCCACUGCAGGAUCUCCUGGUAUGCAACCUUACAUGAUGCAACAACAACAACAACCACCUGCAGAAACUGCCACAUCGGGUAGUGCUACCACGCAAUAUCUUGCCCCAGCUCCUCAUCAACAACAUAACAUUGCACCCGCACCUGCACCUAUUGCCACAUCUAUUAGUACAUCGAGUAUUCCAGGUGGUGGUCCUCCUUCAGCAACAUCGCCUACUACAGCAACUACACCUGUUAGUGCCACUGGUGGUAGUGGAGGUGGUGGCGGACCUUAUUAUGAUCCCUAUGCUCAUAUCUUGAACAAGGCCAAUUUGCAUGUGGAAGGCAAUCUCGAUGACAUGUUGCAUAAUUGGACAGAAGAAGAAUGGAUGAAUCAACGACGUCUUGUGCGAUUUUGGCGACGACAAGAAGGCAACGAAGUCAUUUGCAGUUUCACGCCCAUAUCACAAAGCGAACGACCCAAUCAACAAAACAUGAUUGUUGUAUCCUGUAUUUAUUGGAAGGAAAGGGAUGAUUAUUAUAUCACAUCAGUGGAUUGCAUUUAUUUGCUUGAAAGCUUGAUUGCUGUGCGCUUUACGGUCGAGGAAAAGAACAGAAUACGUCGCAAUUUGGAAGGGUUUCGUCCAUUGACCGUGAGCAAAUUGAGGCAAGAUAGUGCCGAGUUUUUCAAAUUGAUCAUGGCGUUUCCCAAUCCCAAACCUCGCAACAUUGAAAAAGACGUCAAGGUCUUUCCUUGGAGAUCCUUAGGCAUGGCACUCAAAAAGAUCAUCAGCAAGUAUACAGCAAGUUACAGCAGUACUGCAAGUGUCAAUCUUGAAGCACUAGGGUAUUCUGGUGGAGGUGGUGGUAGUGGUGGUAGCACGAGUACAACGAGUACUACGGCUGCUGCUGCUGCACCUGCUGCACCCCAGGCUGGCCCAUCAAGUGUAUCAUCUUCUGAUCCAGGUGAAGAAUCAUCAUCACAUCCACCACCACCGCCUUCUCAACAACAUCAACAACAACCGCCGCCGCCACCACCACCAUCCGAUACUUGA